This is a messenger RNA of Ophidiomyces ophidiicola, 3411 nucleotides long. RefSeq lists its product as uncharacterized. Lineage: Eukaryota; Fungi; Ascomycota; Eurotiomycetes; Onygenales; Onygenaceae. The coding region runs from base 1 to 3411 and encodes 1136 amino acids. Gene Ontology annotation, biological process: protein secretion. The transcript is spliced from 3 exons. The record is from RefSeq and is a predicted model, not a curated record.
AUGGAGGAUACUGUACAACUGAGAAAUGCAUUCAACUCUACGCAUGACUUUCUCUAUCCGGUGUUAAACAAAGAGAAGAUACAGGAGUCUCAUGGCGGCUCGCUGGUUGAAAUUUUGAACAAGAAUCUUCCCAUUGGAUACUGCCAAAAUGACACGCCAAGGUUCCGUGUCUUGCAGCGAGCAUUGGAGCUGCUGUCCGGCAUCCAUGAUGCCUUUGUGGCUGGCCUUACCUCGCAACCUGUAACCCAAAUUUCAUCUGGAGGGAAUCCUGAUUUGCUACUGGAAGACGCAAGGCGCCGUCGCGCUCUGAAUGCUCUGCUUGAUCUUUUAUCAUUUGAAGGCAUAUACCCUUGUUUAUCCAAUGGCGUUGGCAUUCCGAUGGACAAACGCGUUGUCUCGGUUCUUCCAACCGGCGUCAUCGCAAGACAAAUACCAAGAGUUAACGUACACAGGGGUAUUCUGAAAAUAAUCGUCAAUAACCUAGCUAAUAUUCUACAAGACGGCAGCACAUCUAUUCAACCCAUCAUCACGAACAGAAUCCUUCCCGACUUAAUUUGUGGAGUUGCAGAGUUAGCCUUCAAUUCUAAGGAUCUUUCAUAUUCGGAUGUCCAUGCGUAUGGAAAUAUAUUUAGGGGCAUUUUAAACGAAUGCUCUACGACCACUCUACUGCCAGUGCUCUCAUCCUUACUGCAAUCAAGUACUGCUCCAUGGUUCAAGGCUCAAGUCUCUUCACAGCUAUCCCAAGUACCACUACGAAAGGAUGGGGUGUUUCAAACAAUUCUAUUUCUUGCUUCUCAGUUCGCUCCAAUACUAGGUGAGGCUGCUGCAAAUGUCUCUGCUGAAGGCCCCCCCAUCACCAUCCAUGCAAUCAUGCAGACUUCGCAGCUGUUAUCUUCUGUACCUCAAGAAAUGUCCCCAGAAGAUUAUUUCAGCAACAUCUCCCCAAAAAUUCUCGCUUUACUUGAUGGGGAUGACUAUGACAUGAAAAAAACAGCUUCCUACGUAAUUGGGAAUGGUAUUCUCAGCAAACGCGCUUUGGGUGCCCCCGGAAAAAUCGGCUUUAAUAUUUUUGUCCGCCCAAUUUUCGACAUAUUGAAUGGCAAAGUCUCGGAUCUCACCACCGUAUGGCUAAGAACGUUCUCCUUUGAUGGCUCUGUUGCUCCGGAUCAUAAUGUGGCAACUCUUAACGGGCUUAUUGUCGUACCCGAAUAUUUGCUCCUACGAGCUUUGAAUAGGUUAAUCAACCUGGUGACUCUACACCCAAAUCCCAGCCUGCUUAAACGUCUCAUAAAUCCAGUUCUCCUACCACUCUGGGGACUACAGUGCUAUGCCAAGGAACACCAAAAACACUGGUGGGAAGAGAAAGUAGCCCGCCUAUUGCAUGUUUUCUUUAGUGUAAGUGACGAAGUUUCACGACUGUUGAAACUUGCGGAUAAUAUUUUAUGGGAUGGAUUAUCAACCUUGGUUUACGGCCCCGGUGAUGAUGGUGGCAUUUCAAUUCGGCAGCGUGAGAACAGAGAGUCAACUGAUGAGGGUAACGUCUUUGAAAUUAUUAACAACUUAGAUUGGCGGAUUGAUAAAUACCUAGAGCUUCUGGCUGUAGAACCACGGAAAGAGGAAUUUGCUUGUGAUGUCUUCCUUCAUGCAAGCCAGCAAUGGCUCCUUGGGAAGUCAGCCGACAGGGAUAAGAAAAAACUAGAGAAUAGCUUAUACCCUGAAUUGCAGAAGCUUGUUCAUGCUAAAAUCACAGAGAAGCUCCUAAACGAUUUCAAAGACUCGCUAUCUCGCCAUCCGACCAAAGUCCUGGAGCUCAUUAGGCAAUUAGUGGAGAGUGAAUCUAGGUUUGUUACCUGCACACUUCCCAAGGAUACCGAGUGCCGCGACACUAUCUCUUUCGCGUCCGUUAGCAGCAUCGUUGAAAAGGGGGGGUAUUCAACGCAAAGCCCUUCUAUGCCAGAAACUUCCGAAUCACUAUCUCCUGCGUUUAGCUUGCUAUCGACAAUUCUAACUUCUCCGGAGUUUAAAGUAUCGGAUUCAAUCGCAUCGAUCUUGCAGUCUUUGAAAUCUAACAUAGAUUCGAUUUUACCAGUUCUUCCGUCGAGUCUGGUGCAGUCAGCAACAACCUGCUCUAUGUUGCUUGAUAUCACAUUAUCAGACCAACAACCGGACCAUAUCGCAUCUCCGCCUAGGGCUUCUCAUAUCUCUGAUCUUGAAACACAUAGACAAGCUCUAAAUGCGUUAUCAUCUCACCUCCCUCCUGUUCAAGUGGAGGGUAUUUCUCUUAUAUCGCAACUCAUAAAUAAGGCAUCCCCAGUACUUGACAUCCCGGCUACCCUCUCACUUCUAUUUUCCAUCUUAACGAGCACGAAUGAGGUGGCUACUGAUGAUGAAUUUGUUUAUCUCAAUGUGAUCAAGGUACUGAGCUCAUUGGCAUCACGCCAUCCCAAAACGACCAUCAAAACGCUGGCGGAUCACUAUGCAGAUCAAGGUGAAGUUUUAACGCUUGAUCAGCGGCUUAAAAUCGGAGAAGCGUUGCUCAGAAUAGUCCAGGAUCUAGGCGACGCCUUGAUUGGAGAUGAAGCAAAAAUCCUGGGAGAGGUUCUGGUUGAAGUUGCUAGUAGACGGGGAAAAAAACCAAAAGCCAGGCGAGAACGGGAGCAACGGCUCAAGAGUGAAAAAAAAAACAGCGAAGAGCUAGAUGAAAUUUCGAGAAUUGCAGAGCAGCUGAGCACUGGGUUAGAUUCUGAAGAAGAAGACGAAACAACAAAAGAAGCUUCACGAAAAAUUCUGGGUGCCUGGGAAGCGGGUGCAACUAGAGAUACUGUCCCAGAUGAUUUGCGUGUACGUGCCUCAGCAUUGUCGAUUCUUGCGUCUGCAAUCAAAACAAAUAUGGCUGGUUUGGGGCCGACAAUUACAUCUGCGUCCGUUGAUCUAGCUCUCUCCACCCUCACUCUCGAGUCUGGAGUGGAAAACGCAAUCCUGCGACGCGGCGCUGCCGUGCUGCUUUUUGACCUUAUCAAGUCGAUGGACGACGCCAGAGAAUCGGGACGAGAGCUUGGCUUUGGGUUUUCUACCACCACCUCUCCGCCAUCUACGUACCCGCCACAAGAGCAACCCGCCCUGAACAACAAGGUAGUCGGCAAUGUUCCCGAUAUCCUUCGCGUGUUGAUGUUUGUGGAAAGCAAAGAAACGGAUACUGUGACUCGCGGCCAUUUGCACAUGGUGAUUGAAAGUUUGGAAGCCUGGCUCGAAAAGUCGCUGCUAUGGGGUAUCCGCGCACAUCAGGGCGUCAUAGGACAGCCUCAGCUUCCACUAGGAGACCGACUAGCAGGCUUGAAUAUUCAUCCUCUGCCGACUGUGGGCAGAAGUGAACCAGGAGUGGCACAUCCCAGGAUUGAGGAAAUCGAAUAA